Messenger RNA from Phyllopteryx taeniolatus (common seadragon), 3199 nucleotides. Its product is annotated as protein-lysine methyltransferase METTL21E-like. Lineage: Eukaryota; Metazoa; Chordata; Actinopteri; Syngnathiformes; Syngnathidae. Gene Ontology annotation, molecular function: 2-oxoglutarate-dependent dioxygenase activity; protein-lysine N-methyltransferase activity. Gene Ontology annotation, biological process: peptidyl-lysine methylation. The coding region runs from base 1821 to 2993 and encodes 390 amino acids. Gene Ontology annotation, cellular component: cytoplasm; cytosol. The transcript is spliced from 5 exons. The record is from RefSeq and is a predicted model, not a curated record.
GAAACAGGAUGGUCAACAUUAUGUCACCGACAACGAGGGUAAGUUGACUUGUGCGUUUAUUUUUAUGAUUAUACCAUUCAAUUUUGAAGUUGGGCCUCCUAACGUAAUUUUACACCAUAUAAGCUACCACAACCUCAGUGUGUUUGAUUCCUUUUGGCGCAUCCAUUCGACACGCCCACAGCGUCUCAGAGCUGAGAGGUGGCCCUUAUUAUUCAAGUUUUCAAACCUGAUUUUAUGUGCUUUAUCGAUUUUGUUUUAUUCAUUCAAAUUUGGCAGGCUUGUUAACAUUUCUAUUUUCUGUGGUGUGUCGAAUUUACAUGCCAAUUUUGGGCCUGCUAAGUGCCACUAUAAUGGUUAUAGGGGAAAAAAAAACAUCUGGAUGAAGUAAAUUAUAGAAGAUCAUCAUUUGUAAUCAAGUUCCAACCGUAAUCACAAUGUACUUCUGAAGGAUUUACAGUGGCAGUGAAAAUAAAAUGCAUAAAAAUAUAUAGACAUGUAUGGAAUACUAUUCUGGUGAUUAACAUUUAUUAUGCUUUGGUUGGACAAUCUUCCGUUUAAUGGAAUUUAAAUUGUGGAAAAAGGUGGUUCAUUUAUUCUCCAUCUCUCCAUGAGGUGUAUGCCAUACAUGCCUUGAUAUUUUAAGGUAAAUAAGUUUGGUGUUUAGUGUACUGCACCUUUUUCCAUUGGGCAAUAAUUUAAACUCAUUCCAUAUACAGUAUUAAGAAUUUGACAUGACUUCCGCAGGUAGGUGACAAAGGUGAUUUUGAAACAUACAGUGCAAGGCAUAAUCACUUUCACUUUUCUGUGUAGUCAUUAGAAUGAAAUCAUCUUAUAUAAUCAAUAUUUAUAUUAAUUGCUUUAGUUUCAUAAGUCAAAUAUAUUAAAUUAUAUUUUUGACAACUUGCUGCUAAUUCAGUGACCCAUUACUCUCAUUAAUCACUGGAGUUUUCUUUGAUCUUGUAGUAUAUUUUAGUAGUACCACAAUCAGAGUUCCUUUGCAAGGGCCAAAUGUUUGGAGAUCUGUAUUCAAGCCAACCAUCUUUUCUUUGAAGUUCUACAUCAAAGGACUUCCUUCAACCAUUAGUAUGUUUAUUAGGGUUUUCAUUCUCCGCCCAGAUAGUAACAUGUCUUGGGUUCACAACAGGCGUCCCGGUCUGCAAAGAGGAUUGUUUUGCAUCUUAUAAGAUGAGGGAACCGGGUGUGAGCGUAGCUAGAAGGUGAGGCGCCAGCAGGCGGGUGUGAUUCCAAAUAUGGUCAUGAGGAAUGGCCAUCUGCCGGGUGCGCCCAGGGAGGGGCUAAUUCCACGCCCAGAGAAUUAAACCUUGAUAAACUGAGAUCCAGGGGUUUUCAGGGGCUUUUUCGUUGUUCUGGCAAUGUAAGCAGCUGUUAUGACACUAAGACUGGUUCAAUAAAUCGAAUUAGCCCAAACGCCAAGUGUCUCGAAGUCUUCAUUCAUCCCAUGCCCAACGGAAAGCCGCAGGUCUCCCGGGUGACCGCCGACUUGGAACCACACGAGAAAAAAUCCACCUCAACCUCAAAGAAAAAAAGAAAUGUACUUGAAUAAGACCUCAAUUUCAUACAUACAAGAGGAUCCUGUUGGUGGACUUCAGCUCUGCGUUCAACACCAUCAUCCCCGAUCUCCCCUCCUCCAAGCUUCUCCAGUUCAACAUCUCUCCUGCCAUCUGCCAGUGACUCUACAGCUUCCCGAGGGGCAGGACCGCACAGUCAUCGGCCUCAUCAAAGACGGUGACAAGUCUGCGUAUCGAUAGGAGGUGGAGCAGCUGCAGCUGUGGUGCGGCCGACACAACCAGGUGCUGAACAUGCUCAAGACUGUAGAGAUGAUCGUGGACUUCAGGAGGCAUCCUUCGCCACAGCUGCCCCUCACGCUAUCCAACUGCCCGGUGUUAAUCGUUGAGAUCUUCAUGUUCCUGGGAACUACAGUCUCUAAGGACCUGAAGUGGGAGAACAACAUCAACUCCAUCCUCAAAAAGGCCCAGCAGAGGAUGUACUUCCUGCGGCUUCUGAGGAAGCAUGGCCUGCCACAGGAGCUGUUGAGGCAGUUCUGCACAGCAGUAACUGAAUCAGUUCUGUGUUCAUCCAUAACAGUCUGGUUUGGUGCUACAACAAUGCAACUGCAACGGACAGUCAGGACAGCUGAAAAAAAAUCGGCGGUACCCCCCCUAACCACUCGAGGAUUUGCAUGCUGCCAGAACUAUGAAAAGAGCAUGCAAAAUCCUCUGGAUCCUCCACAUCCUCGUCACAACCUCUUCCAGCACCUUCCCUCAGCAGACCCUGCUGUGGAUAAAGAACUCACCAAAGCCAUCCUGGCACGCCAGUUCCACCCUUCUGUCAUUGGCCCGGAGACGUGGGAAGGUUACAUCUUCUCUGGCCUGGAGAUCCGAAUUAAAGAAUCCACAGACCUCUACGGAGCUGUACUCUGGCCCUCGGCUAUGGUGUUGUGUCACUUCCUGGAGACCCACCGUGACAAGUACAACCUGAUGGACAAGAAUGUGAUAGAACUUGGUGCAGGAACUGGUCUCGUCUCUAUCGUUUCUAGUCUUUUAGGUGCUAAGGUGACCUCCACAGACCUCCCAGAUGUGCUAGGGAACCUCCAAUACAAUGUCACAUGCAACACAAAAGGACGAUGCAAAUACACCCCUGUGGUAUGUGGUACAGACACAGUUACAGAGCUGGUCUGGGGCCCAGAAGUGGAACAGAGGUUCCCACAAAGCACACACUAUUUCGACUACAUCCUGGCUGCAGACGUGGUGUACGCCCACUCCUACCUGGACCAGCUGUUGGACACAUUCAACCAUCUCUGCCAGGUGAACACACAGAUCCUGUGGACCAUGCGUUUCCGCCUUGAGCCAGAGAACAGCUUUGUGGAUCGCUUCAGCAAGCACUUCCACUUGGAGGAACUGUAUGACCUCCCCAGUCUCAGCAUCAAACUGUACCGAGCCUGGAGGAGGGACAAGAGAACCAAGGAUCAAUAAACAAUACAAGCCUCUGAUUUGGUUAAAAAGGCUACAUAAGACUUAUUGCGGAUAUAAUAACAUUGCACAAGUGUUGUUAAUGUUGCGGCCGGUGAGUAUACAUUUGUAUACAGUUUAAAAUUUGACUUUACUUAGACAAAGUUGAGCUGUGUUUGACAAUUUUUGCACACACAGAUGAAUAAAGCUACAAACCCAAAGAGAACCCA